CACAUUCGGAUGGGAGGCUGGCAUCCCCAUCCUUUGCAUCAUGGAUGAUGCAGCUGUGCUUAGGAGGAAAGGGUAUAUCCUGGGGGUCAGCUUAGGUGAGAGUUCCUUCGCCAAAGUCAAGUCUGCCUACUCGGAGCGUCUCAGAUUCAAUGUGGCCGUGAAAAUUACGGACAGAAGGAAAGUCCCCCAUGAGUUUUUGGAGAAAUUUCUCCCCAGGGAACUGGACAUCUUGUCCAUGGUGAACCACAGUUCCAUCAUAAAGAUCUAUGAGAUCUUUGAGACAUCUGGGAAAGUCUACAUUGUGAUGGAACUCGGAGUGCAAGGAGACUUGCUGGAGUUCAUCAAGAGCAACCGAGGACUGCCCGAAGAAAUCGCCCGCAGGAUGUUCUGCCAACUGUGUUGCGCCAUUAAGUAUUGCCACGAUUUAGAUGUGGCACACAGGGAUUUGAAAUGCGACAACGUCCUUCUGGACAAAGACAUGAAUAUCAAGCUAUCGGAUUUCGGCUUUUCUAAACGGUGCUUUCGGGAUGAGAAUGGGAAAAUCAUCCCCAGUCAGACUUUCUGUGGUUCGGCUGCGUACGCAGCUCCAGAAGUAAUCCAGGGCAUCCCUUAUCACCCCAAAGUUUAUGACAUGUGGAGCUUAGGGGUCAUCCUCUACGUCAUGGUUUCUGGAUACAUGCCGUAUGACGACUCCAACGUGAAGCGAAUGCUCCGGCUGCAGAAGGAACACCGUGUGCUCUUCCCGGAGUCUUUGACGAUCGAAUGCAAAGAUCUUAUUUUCCGCUUGCUGCAACCCGACGUUGCUCACCGACUACGCAUUGAUGAAGUUUUGAAUCACCCUUGGGUUCAGGGGAAGCGCCUGUGGCCUUGCAGAUUGUUUGACUAA
Messenger RNA from Heteronotia binoei (common prickly gecko), 886 nucleotides. Its product is annotated as testis-specific serine/threonine-protein kinase 1-like. Gene Ontology annotation, cellular component: cytoplasm. The transcript has a single exon. The record is from RefSeq and is a predicted model, not a curated record. Gene Ontology annotation, molecular function: tau-protein kinase activity; ATP binding; protein serine/threonine kinase activity. Bases 41 to 886 code for a protein of 281 amino acids. NCBI's taxonomy places the organism in Eukaryota, Metazoa, Chordata, Lepidosauria, Squamata, Gekkonidae. Gene Ontology annotation, biological process: intracellular signal transduction; protein phosphorylation; microtubule cytoskeleton organization.